UAUAACGGUGGAAGCACCGAUCGUUGUGCAGCAAGAACAAAACAAGGCAGCCAGUGUGGUCGCAUGGCACGAUUAUUUAAUGACAUGCGUUCACCUAUUUGAGCUGAUCCAUUUGGAUGAGAUCGUCUCACAAUGUAGAAAUCACACCGUUUCCCGCUAUACAGCCCAGGCAUAAUGGUGAGGUUGAGUGUGAAGUUGCUGUGCGCUGCGGUGGCUGGAGCCCCACCUCCUCCCACGCUCUGAUGAGUAGAGGGAGGGUGAGAGAGGAGCAACUACACUAUCUCACCACUUGCUCUCUGAAAAUGCUUCAGACGGGCUUCUUGUUCAGGGCCGGUUAGUGAUUCCGUUUUUGCGUUUCAAACAUGCCAUUUGUGUUGCUGUGGUUUAGACACCCAGUGCGACCUUAGAGUGCUCUCGGCUACUUGUGAAAGGAAGCGCCGGAGAAACUUGGACCACAGGGAUGCGCCAGCGACUUUAUAUCUUGGCAGGGAUCAGUUAUUCCGAGUUGAAAAUGGCACGCAGUGUGUUAUCCCUGUGGAGUGAGACUCUUAAUUUUCCAUCUGUAGCAUAAAAUAAUCUAACACAAACCACUCAUAACUUCGGUUAUAACCUAAUAUUCAGACGGACGGAAAGCCACGGUCGGACGAGGGACGCCGGAUCCUGAAUUUGAUACGGAAAGUUUAAAAUGAUAUGACCGGAUUUUGUGGCUGCUGAAGUUAUUGUGACGGAGGUCUGAGGGUGCCUCCGGGCGCACCGGUGGACAUAUCAGCUGCGGACGAUUUGGCUACGCGACAGGCGGUUAUAGAGAAGUCUCCGGCUCAGACAGCUCUUCUGAUGACCUAAUGGAACUGAAUUUACAAGUAGUGCUGUUUUGGGUCCUGAUGCUGCACUGUGGCUCCGCUGAAGGUGGUAUCCUGUACCGGGUCCAGGAGGAGCAACCUCCCAACACUCUUAUUGGGAGCCUGGCAGCAGACCAGGGACUUCCAGACUCAGGUCACCUCUACAAGCUGGAAGUGGGUGCACCUUACCUCCGUGUUGAUGGAAAGACAGGAGACAUUUUCACCACAGAGAUUCCCAUUGACAGAGAGACCCUGAGGGACUGUCGAUCCCUGACUAAGGGUAAGCCCUGCUACCUGGAAUUUGAAGUAUCAGUGACAGAUCUGAUACAAAAUCAGAGCCCACAACUCAUUGAAGGGCGCAUUGAGGUGCAGGACAUCAAUGACAACACCCCCCAGUUUCCGUCUUCUGUGCUAACCAUCUCCGUCCCUGAGAACACAAUCAUGGGGGCGCUGUUCUCCAUACCUUUAGCUACUGACAGGGACUCAGACAGGAAUGGGGUUGCUGGCUAUGCGCUGACUGCGGGGCCAGAUGCAGCAACCCUGUUUGGUUUACAAGUGGCUGAUGACAGGGGAGGGAAACUCCCACAGCUCAUUGUCCUGGGCAACCUAGAUCGAGAGUUAAAGGAUUCCUAUGACCUGACCAUCAAGGCAGUGGAUGGAGGAAAUCCUCAGCGCUAUAGCAGUGCUUUGCUGAGAGUGGUAGUCACUGAUGCCAAUGACAACUCUCCUAAGUUUGAAAAGUCCAUGUAUGAGGCAGAAGUGUUGGAAAAUAGUCCAGUGGGGCACUCUGUGUUGCAGGUCAAAGCAAAUGACUCGGACAUGGGCCCUAAUGGAGAAAUAGAAUACACUUUUCACCAAGCAGUAGACCCAGUACCAAAACUCUUACGAAUUGACCGGUCCACUGGUGUUAUUUAUGUUAAAGGGCCACUAGACAGGGAGGAACUCAGCAUCCUGUCUUUCUAUGUGGUGGCGAGGGAUAAGGGUCCUCAACCUAAAAGCUCAAAGACAUUUGUAAACAUUGAGGUGACUGACCAAAAUGACAAUGCUCCAGCUGUGGAGAUUCGGGGGAUCGGUCUUGUGACACACAGUGAAGGAGUGGCUAACAUUUCAGAGGACAUGCCAAUUGGAACAGCCGUUGCUUUGGUGCAAGUCUCUGACAAGGAUGAGGGAGAGAAUGCUGUGGUCACUUGUGUGGUUGCAGGAGAUGUGCCCUUCCAGCUCCGCCCUGCCAGUGACUCAUCCAGUGACAACAAGAGGAAGUAUUUUCUACAGACCACAACUCCUCUCGACUACGAAAGGAUUAGGGAUUAUCGAGUAGAAAUUGUGGCUGUGGAUUCAGGAAAUCCAGCGCUCUCUAGCACAAACUCUUUGAAGGUGCAGGUGACUGAUGUGAACGAUAACUCUCCAGUAUUCUCCCCAGCCUUGUUUGAGGUAGAUUUUGCUGAAGAAAACCAACCUGGGGAAAAGGUUUUGGAUGUUAGAGCUUUGGAUGCAGACAGUGGUACUAAUGCGGAACUUCUCUAUAAUAUUGUUGCAGACUCAUCCAUCAAAGGUUUAUUUGAGAUUGACCCAAAUACGGGUGAAGUACGAGCCCGAAGCCCACUUGAUCGUGAGCAUAAAGAACAAUAUGAGUUUCGAGUUACUGCAGCAGAUAAAGGUUCACCUGUUCAUAAGGGGACGGCAACUGUUGUAAUAAAAGUCCUUGAUCGCAAUGAUAAUGACCCCAAAUUUAUGCUUAGCAGCUACAGCUUUUCAGUUUUGGAAAACAUGCCUCCCCUCAGCCCAGUUGGUAUGGUGACAGUCCUUGAUGUGGACAAAGGUGAGAAUGCUCAUGUUCGCCUCUCUGUAGAGCCUGAUGGAGGGAAGUUUGUUGUUCAAAAUGGAACAGGCACCAUUCUCUCAAGUAUCUCAUUUGACAGAGAGAAGGAAAGCAGCUACACCUUCCGUCUAAAAGCAGUGGAUGGAGGAGAGCCACCCAGGUCUUCAUAUGUGGGUGUUACCAUCAAUGUACUGGAUGAAAAUGACAAUGACCCCGUGGUCACUAAGCCUGCCAAUUCCUCCUUCAGGCGUUUGUCACCUUUAGCUUCCCCAGAUAGCCAUGUGGAGUUAGUGGAAGCUGAGGACCUCGACAGUGGGUCUAAUGCAGAGCUGGUCUUCAGUAUAGCUGGUGGAAACCCUUACCAAUUAUUUCGCAUUUCUCCUUCCAGUGGGGAGAUCACUCUAGCAAAAGAGAUGACCCGAAAACAUAGUGGACUACAUCGCCUAGUGGUGCGAGUGAGUGACAGAGGGAAGCCUGCACGUCAUGCCACUGCCCUGGUGCAUGUCUAUGUCAAUGAAACCAUUUCAAAUGUCAGCUUAGUAGAAGCCCUAGUUGGACACAGUCUUUACACUCCACUAGACAGGGACAUUGCUGGUGAUCCUGACAAUGGUUUUGCUGCACAGCGUAGCAACAUUUUGUUUGGAAGCCUUGCUGGUGUGGCAGGUGUUGUCAUGUUGAUCUUGGUGGUGGUAUUUAUUCGGCACCGCAUUCAGAGGGAAACUAAAAGUGGGUAUCAGGCUGGCAAAAAGGAAACAAAAGACUUAUAUGCACCCAAACAGACACCAAAGAAUGCCAAAGGCAAAAGAGGAAGGAAAGGCAAACCCCAGAAGUCCCCAAAACCACUUGGGGAAGAGGAGGAGGUCAGCCUUCAAAAGGGUCUCAAGUUCAACCUUGAUGGAGUCAACGAUAGCCCCAGGAUACACCUGCCUUUAACAUAUUCACCAGGAAGCCCUGAUAUAGGAAGGCACUAUCGCUCCAACUCCCCCUUACCCUCCAUCCAGCUGCAAGCCCAAUCCCCGUCAGCCUCACAGAAGCAUCAGGUUGUCCAAGACUUGCCUGCUGCCAACACCUUUGUAGGAACAGGAGGAGAUGACAACUCCACCGGAUCAGACCAGUACUCCGAUUACAGCUAUAAGACCAGUCAACCGAAGUACAACAACAAACAGCAUCCCCAUCGGCGAGUGACCUUCUCCACCACCAACCCUGUGCAGGACCUGCAGGAUGCCUCUCAGCACAGUUACUAUGACAGCGGCUUGGAGGAAUCUGAAACUCCCAGCAGUAAGUCAUCAUCUGGUCCCCGCACUGGACCCCUGACCCUGCCGGAGGACCACUAUGAGAGAACCACUCCAGAUGGCAGCAUUGGUGAGAAUGAACACCCGGAAAAUGAUAUCCGCUCCCUCCCUGAUGUGGCAAUGACCGGAAACUGUACAACUGAGUGCAGUGAACUGGGCCACUCAGACGCCUGCUGGAUGCCCGGGCAUCCCUCCCCUGUACGCAAGACCAGGAACCUCCCGAAACUCUCCACCUUUGUGCCUUACCAGGAGAGAGGGAGCCUGGGACGCCUGGCAAAUGGGAGUGCCAGGCUGGGUGGCGAGGAGCACCGGUCGCACCUUCCGCCCUCCCGUAGUGCCUAUUCCAGCAGUGGUCACAAUGCCAGUCAGGACUGCCCCUUAGAGGAGAUGCCCCUGAGCGUAGCCUCUGAGUUCCCACCCACCUCCCCUUCUGCCCAUACUCCAAAAAGAGAAAUUUACCUGUGAGUUAUCUGCACAUAUGAGGAAACAAUACAUCCACUUCAGAAGGAAAACAGGUCGUCCACACACUAAAGCCAGUGCCCAUUAUGUUGGUAAAACAGGCUGUGACUUACUCACUCAUUGGCAUGAACACUUGUUUUUGUCAUUUCCUCCUUAAAUUAUUAAUUUAUUAGCAUAUUUAUUACGGAUUCCACAAAGUUAAUUGAUCCCUUGCUCAUUUAUUUGUACAAAAUCUUGAAGGAUACAGUUCAAACAAAUCUAAAGGAAAUAUCAAUGGCAAUUGCUACUUUAGUAGUAAGUAAAUAUUGUUGUAGCCUCAUUCUGUGAAGUGAUCUCUUAAAUUUGAAAGUUGUGAUCAGUGCCAUUAUUAGAUAUAAUUUAAUAUACAGCCACUAAGGACCCACAAAAAGGCAUAACAGCUUUGAAUAGCAAUCAAAUGAAACGGUCUAUUUUAAUGUACAGUGCUGUAAAUACAUUUGAAUGGCGUGUUCUACAUAUAUUUUUGUCUGGCAUAAGCUGAAAAAAAUUGCCUCAGAAUUUUAGCACAUUUAGGCUUUUCUUUGCUGCUGCUGUUUAAACUUGAUUGAAACCAUCUCAAGAAGUGAAGCUUGAUGUUGUGGAAGGCAUUUAUCCCUCCCAUGCAAUCACACACACCUUUGACCCCUAAUCAUAGUAGAAUGGCCUUUACCUCUGCUCCCUGUAGAGCACUGCCACUGGUGGAGAAACCUGUCUGGCAACAUUUAAACUGACAUUAUGUUCCACUGACUCUCAGCACUGUGACCUAUCGUUCAUCAUGAAAACGGUUGACUUGGCCACAGUACCCCGCAGUCACAAUGACCGAACAUGGUGUUCUCACAUUCUGAUUGGCUUAUCUUAUAAAACCACACCAGUGUAUUAAACUCUCUUCUCUAUCAUGACAAUCAGAGGGGGUCUACAUGUAACUCACAGUCCUUCCCUCUAAAAUUCAGUCCUUUUCCAUUAAAUUGAAUAAAAACUGUGCAUCUAAUGAAUGCAUGAGGAGUUCGUUACAUGAAAGAACACUUGACUGUUGCGCAUCACAGGAGAGACAAAGUACUUUUGAAAGUUAAUAUGACACUGUAAACUAAAUGAGUGCUCUACAUUCACAGUGCUUUUGUUUUUCCAAUUAUGAACUCUCACUAGAUAUACACCAUUCUUCUUCAGAGGUGAAUUCAAUACACAUUAUGCUGUGUGACAAUGGAAAUGACUGAACAGACGAUGUGGACCUUGAAGUCUACUAAAUAGAUGGCACUGAAGAAACCUUCAGCAUUACUGUCGAUAGCAUGAAUGAUUUAAAAAAAAAAUAUUUGUUUCAAGUCUCAGUAAUGAUUAUGUGCAAUUGCAGAAAAUCACUGAGCCUAAAUGUAGAUUUAGAUAAUAGGAGUCAGGCUCAAUUUACUCCAGCUCCUGUUAAUUAUGAUUUUCCUUGUAUUGAGGACAACAUGUUUAAUAAGUUAUAAGGCAUUUUUUCUUUCUCUGGCUAUUGAACAGAGAAUUUAAAAAAAGAGGACAUGCCUGUGGGCUUCAUUUAUCUUGACAAAGACUUUCCAAGUGAAUCUGAAAGAUAUGUCUGAAGGACACUAUAUAUUAGUCAGUAAUUGGCUGUGAAUGAUGACUACACUAGCCUGCCUUACAACAUCGUGGAGCUGUCGAGUGGCUUUGAUUUAAAUAUUGAUUUGAUUAGAUUUGUAGAUACCUUUCACCUCUGCAGAGUAUUUCCAUAGUGAGAUUGUGUCUUUGAGUAACGGUGGAAGUGCCCAAAAUGGACAUUUCCUAAUUAGGGUGAGUAAUGAGUCCUGAGCUAGUAUGUGUGAGCACACCCCCAGGACAAGGUGUCUACCAGAUAAUGCAAAUCCACCUGCAGAGCUACAAUCAGUUAAAAGUGGUAUUUUUAGCAGCACUUACCGCAUCAUGCUGCCAUUGAAAACUGCAUUUACAAUAAUUAAACUGAAAACAUAUGGAAAUUACUGGACAUGGCCAUGAUUAAAUAAGGUGGGCGAUUAGCUUGCCUUGAGGGGGAGAAAGUGCAUUAUGCUGUUUUCAAAGCCAUUUAGCAACUGAAAUAAAAUUAAAACAACAGCCAUGAUACCCUGUGAUUAACCCCCCACCCCCCCAAUCCCACUCAGAGUGGUGAAUAGUUGCUCCACGAACUGAAAGUAGUGGUUAAGUUCACUGACCCGGAAUUAAAGACAAGUGUGAAUGAUGGAAAUGAGUGUUCAAAACAGUGUGACAUAGCUUCAAUCACAACUUUAAAUUAAUUGAAAUGAUUUGGUUUGGUUCUGAUUCACAACUGCAUGGCAUCCAGAUUUGUCUCUGGAUUUAAAUCUGAACUCGAUUCCAGCCUAAGUACACUUGUCGCUUUUGAGAGCCUGUAAUGUAUCUUCAGAUUUGUCUCUUUGAACACCACAUCAUAAAAUAAAUGGGGUUACUCUGAGCAAAUAAGUCAUUAUCAUCGGUUGUUGCUCCAAAUGGAUUGACAGGAGUUUGAUUGAAGUCCUCUGUAAAACAGAAAGCCUGGGCCUAUUUUACCCCUCUCUUGAUGAGUCGGACUCUAUCACUCCAGCCGAUUAUGACCUCCUGCUACUCACCCCAGAACAAUAUAUCACCAGGUUUGACCUUUCUUUUGAACUCAUGCUGAAUGAACUGCGUUCACUUCUCUCUCAAACAUGGAACAGCUCUCCUUGAUUGAAGUCAGAGGACAUCAUGAAGCGCCUAAAUACACUCAAAAUAUGUUGAAUAAUGUUUAAUUUGUACUUAACAUUGAUUUAAUGUUGAAUUCACUUGAGUAUCUUUUGCCUCUGUAGUGUGUAUUGUAUAGUGAACAUUUCUGUGGACAGAUGGACAAAUUACUGUACUUCACAAAAUUGGCAAGGAUUUUUUUCUUACUGAUCAAAGACUCUUAGCGAGCAGGUUGUGUGAAAAAAAUAAAGAAAUCUGUUGGUGGUUUAGUGUAUGUAUAUAGAUUUCCACACCCCUGUGUCUGCUGGCAAGCAGGUGAUGAUUUUAGCAUGAAUUCCAAAGAUAAUUGGUAGAAACUGUUUACUCCUUUUUUUUAAUUUCGCUUUCUGAAAUGUCAGAGAUGGUUCAUAUUCUAAAGGCCCUCUCCCAAACGAACUGAAAUUAACUCAACGUUUCUUCUUUUUUCACAGAUCAUAUAGAACAGACAAUUGCCUUGAAAAUAUGUCUUUGCAAGAGAGAAUCUAGUUGUUAUCCUAAUUGUUGGUAUAUUUAUAUAGGAUAAAAUGCUUGUGAUUGAUGCCAUGUUUUUGUACAGUUUUAUGUACAUACAAGUGAAGCUUUCUAAAAGUUCUGAGAAAACCCAAUGGCAUAUAAAAAUUGUACUGUGUUUUCUUGAGAUGUGCACAUCUUGCCUUGGUUGGAUUGACCUUUGCUGAGUCAGUGUGAAUGUGGCCGUUCUCUGCCUGCACUGUAGUCAUUCACCGGCUCCCACCUCCUGAGGACUUAUUCAGUUUUUAUGUUUAUUGUGAACAGUGGAUUGUCUUAUCUUACCAGUUUGUUAAACUCCUGUGUUCUGCUUUGUUCUGUUUUCGCAUGUUGACAAAUUCUCUUGUAAUACUGUAAGUCCUCAUGAACUUUGUAAUAAAAUCACUUCAGGGAAAAAUGAA
Messenger RNA from Monopterus albus (swamp eel), 8053 nucleotides. RefSeq names its product protocadherin 1a (gene pcdh1a). Lineage: Eukaryota; Metazoa; Chordata; Actinopteri; Synbranchiformes; Synbranchidae. The coding region runs from base 843 to 4415 and encodes 1190 amino acids. The record is from RefSeq and is a predicted model, not a curated record. Gene Ontology annotation, molecular function: calcium ion binding. Gene Ontology annotation, cellular component: plasma membrane. Gene Ontology annotation, biological process: homophilic cell-cell adhesion. The transcript is spliced from 5 exons.